GGCUUGCUCCGUUAUCUCUUGGAUUCUCUCCUCUCUAGCUCCCUCCCUCUCUCACUCCGUCGUCGGAGAGGUGCCGGAGCUCCUCCAAGUCACCGUGACAGUCCGACAAUAUGGCGGCACUGGUCGGGUCACCGGGCUGGAUUAAGCUCAGGCCCUUCGGCGACUUCACCCUCGCCCACCCGCUGACCUUGCUCGAGUCGUGUCCCCUGAGAAUUAGGGUGAACUUCGUCCCUCGCCCUUACAGGCGGCGCCUCUCAGUCUCCGCCUCAGCGGCUCAGGAUGGCCCGGUACGCGUCCGGUUCGCCCCCUCGCCGACCGGGAACCUCCACGUCGGGGGAGCAAGGACUGCUCUGUUCAAUUACUUGUUUGCUAGGUCGAAAGGUGGGAAAUUUUUGCUCAGGAUUGAGGAUACAGACAUAGAGAGGUCGACAAGGGAGUCCGAGGAAGCCAUGCUGCAGGACCUGUCAUGGCUUGGUCUUGAUUGGGAUGAAGGUCCUGGCAUCUGUGGGGACUAUGGUCCAUAUAGGCAGUCUGAAAGGAAUUCCCUGUACAAGGAAUAUGCCCAGAAACUUUUAGAAUCUGGGCACGUAUAUCGCUGCUUUUGUACGAACGAGGAGCUUGAGAAAAUGAAGGAGAUAGCAAAGCUACAGCAACUGCCCCCAGUUUAUACUGGAAAAUGGGCUACUGCAACAGAUGCUGAAGUAGCGGAAGAGCUGUCAAAGGGUAUACCAUUCACAUAUCGGUUUCGUGUGCCCAAGGAAGGCAGUUUAAAGAUUAAUGAUCUUAUUCGUGGCGAAGUUAGUUGGAACCUGGAUACCCUUGGAGAUUUUGUUGUCAUGAGGAGUAAUGGACAACCAGUGUACAACUUCUGUGUCACUGUUGAUGAUGCAACCAUGGCCAUUUCACAUGUUAUAAGAGCAGAAGAACAUUUGCCAAACACGUUGAGGCAAGCACUAAUAUAUAAGGCUCUUGGUUUCCCAAUGCCUUACUUUGCGCAUGUUUCUCUAAUUCUAGCUCCUGAUAGAAGUAAACUCUCAAAAAGGCAUGGAGCAACUUCUGUGGGUCAGUUUCGAGAGAUGGGAUAUCUGCCUCAGGCAAUGGUGAACUACCUGGCGCUCCUGGGAUGGGGAGAUGGCACCGAGAAUGAAUUUUUCACUCUUGAUCAACUCGUUGAAAAAUUCACAAUUGGUCGGGUAAACAAAAGCGGUGCCAUAUUUGACUCUACUAAACUGAGGUGGAUGAAUGGUCAACAUUUGAGGGCACUUCCAUCAGAAGAGUUGACGAGACUCAUUGGUGCUCGCUGGAAGGCAACGGGUAUCCUGAAAGAAUCGGAGGGGCCAUUUGUGGAUGAGGCAGUUCAGCUUCUCAAGGAUGGGAUUGACCUGAUAACGGAUUCAGAUAAAGCGCUCACAAACUUACUGUCCUAUCCAUUGCAUGCCACGCUGACCAGCUCCGAAGGUAAAAGUGUGUUAGAAGACAAGCUUUCUGAGGUGUCAGCUAGCCUCUUAUCUGCAUACGACAGUGGUGAGCUACUCGGUGCUCUUGAUGAAGGCCACUCUGGGUGGCAGAAGUGGGUGAAGGGCUUUGGCAAAUCGCUUAAACGCAAGGGAAAAUCGCUUUUCAUGCCUCUGCGGGUGUUGCUAACAGGAAAGCUUCACGGUCCCGACAUGGGGGCGAGCAUUCUUCUGCUCCAUAAAGCAGGAAAAUCCGGUGUAGUUGCUGCUGAAGCCGGGUUUAUUACACUAGAUGAACGAUUCAACAUGCUGAGACAACUCCACUGGGACUCUUUAAACCAAGACCAGCCUCAGCCGGAGCCCGCUGCUACCUUAUCGAGCUGAGAUUUUUAACAGUUUUGAUCCGCUACUCCUGAGUGAACCAUUUUCAUUCGUAGCGGUUUUAUUAUUUUGAUUGUGCAAUGAGUUCUGUUUGUUAAUCGUGUUUUAUCUUUAUUAAGCAGCGUAUGAAUUUUACUAAGAAAAUUAAUAUCAUGCAGAAAGAGAGAACGUUAAAAGAGUUUGUAUUCAUUUUUCUUAUUCUGCUCUCUGUUUCUGUUGACCUCUAAAAUCAUACACGAAAUAUUGAUGUCU
Messenger RNA from Punica granatum (pomegranate), 2087 nucleotides. Lineage: Eukaryota; Viridiplantae; Streptophyta; Magnoliopsida; Myrtales; Lythraceae. The record is from RefSeq and is a predicted model, not a curated record.